CCGAGCGGCGCGGGCGCAUCCUGCUCGCCGUGUCCUGCCACGGGAACAAGCUCAGCGUCGAGGUGAAGCAAGGCCGCAACCUGAUCCCCAUGGACCCGAACGGCCUCUCGGACCCCUACGUGAAGAUGAAGCUGAUCCCCGACUCGGACAACGUGAAGAAAAAAACCAAGACCAUCCGCAGCACGCUCAACCCCGUGUGGAACGAGACGCUGACCUUCGAACUGAAGGCGGAGGACAAGGACCGGAGGCUGCUCAUCGAGGUGUGGGACUGGGACCGAACCUCCCGAAACGAUUUCAUGGGGUCCCUCUCCUUUGGCAUAUCCGAACUGAUGAAGGCCCCAGCUGAGGGUUGGUUCAAGCUCCUCACUCAGGAGGAGGGAGAAUUCUACAACGUGCCGGUGCCUGAGGAAGGCGCUGACCUCGCCCAGCUGAAGAACCAGAUGAGGGCUACGAGUGUUGGAGCUCGUAGGGCUCCGCCCCCGCCUGAUAGGGAGGUGCCGCAUAACAUGGCGGCUGCGGACGUCAUCAGGGCAUCGGACUUCAACUUCAUCAUGGUGCUCGGGAAGGGGUCUUUUGGGAAGGUAAUGCUGGCCGAGCGCCGCGGCACCGACGAGCUCUACGCCAUCAAGAUCCUGAAGAAGGACAUCAUCAUCCAGGACGACGACGUGGAGUGCACGAUGGUGGAGAAGCGGGUCUUGGCUCUGAGCAGCAAGCCGCCCUUCUUGGUGCAGCUGCAUUCCUGCUUCCAGACUAUGGAUCGUCUGUACUUUGUGAUGGAGUACGUGAACGGCGGAGAUCUUAUGUUCCAAAUUCAGCAGUGCGGGAAAUUCAAGGAGCCUGUUGCCGUAUUUUAUGCAGCUGAAAUAGCCAUCGGACUUUUCUUCCUACACUCGCGCGGGAUCGUGUACCGCGACCUGAAACUGGACAACGUGUUGCUCGACCAAGACGGCCACAUCAAGAUCGCUGACUUCGGGAUGUGCAAAGAAGGCAUCAACGGCGACAAAACCACCAAGACCUUCUGCGGCACGCCAGAUUACAUCGCGCCAGAGAUCAUCUUAUACCAGCCGUACGGCAAGUCGGUCGACUGGUGGGCAUACGGGGUGCUGCUGUAUGAAAUGCUUGUGGGACAGCCGCCGUUUGACGGUGAAGAUGAGGAGGAACUGUUCGCUGCUAUCACUGAUAACAGCGUGUCGUAUCCGAAGACUUUGAGCAAGGAAGCGAAAGACGCGUGCAAAGCGUUCCUGACCAAGAACCCGCAGAAGCGUUUGGGAUGCGGCGCGCGCGGCGAGGAGGACGUGCGCUUGCAUCCCUUCUUCAAGCGCAUCGACUGGUCGCGCAUCGAGGCCAGGGACGUGCAGCCGCCUUUCAAGCCUAAGAUCGUAAGUCAUCGUCAUUCUUAAUAGUAAAGCAUUAGGGUUCAAAGUCGCAUGAACGCGUCAGUAGC
Messenger RNA from Ostrinia furnacalis (Asian corn borer), 1444 nucleotides. Its product is annotated as protein kinase C, brain isozyme-like. Gene Ontology annotation, biological process: protein phosphorylation. The coding region runs from base 90 to 1400 and encodes 436 amino acids. The record is from RefSeq and is a predicted model, not a curated record. The transcript has 9 exons. Lineage: Eukaryota; Metazoa; Arthropoda; Insecta; Lepidoptera; Crambidae. Gene Ontology annotation, molecular function: ATP binding; protein serine/threonine kinase activity.